AUGGAAGAUCGCAAAGUUGAAACAAAGAAGAAGAUGCAUAAUAUUUAUAAGCCCAUUGUUUGGGACACUGGUAGCUCUCUAUACGAUUCAUUUGAACUCAAAUCAUUUCAAGACACUUUGAAAUCCGCCAUAGCCUCAAGAACCCUCUCCAUGCCUCACUUGUCCGAUCGUCGUCGACAAACGCAGCCGCCACCUCCUGCAGCCAAAAAGUCUUCCAAAUUAUUCAUCAACCCUUUUCAGAAGCUUCUUCGGAUGCUUUUCCGGUCAAGACAUCGUCAACAUCAUGAGAUUAAUAAUAAAACAAUUAGUAGUACUGAUUCUCGGUUUAAGAUGCAAGACGAGAUUUACAAGUCCGGAGGAUCUGAUCUUUCUUCUUUAUCUUCUUCUUCUACGAGGUCUAGUGUUUUUUCCCAGGAUCAGACGUCGGCGGCGGCAGGUCAUUUUGUCGGCAGAAACGGCUUCUCGCCGGAGAUGUCGUCGUUGGUGGGGCGUCGACGGUCUGUAUCGGAGCGGUUUACUGAACCCGCUCCGCUCGAUAUUUCAUGUGCUUAA
Molecule: messenger RNA, 552 nt
Organism: Impatiens glandulifera
Lineage: Eukaryota; Viridiplantae; Streptophyta; Magnoliopsida; Ericales; Balsaminaceae
Exons: 1
Coding region: 1-552 (183 amino acids)
Source: RefSeq, a predicted model, not a curated record